Molecule: messenger RNA, 542 nt
Organism: Vitis riparia (riverbank grape)
Lineage: Eukaryota; Viridiplantae; Streptophyta; Magnoliopsida; Vitales; Vitaceae
Product: disease resistance protein RUN1-like
Exons: 4
Coding region: 21-542 (173 amino acids)
Biological process (GO): signal transduction
Source: RefSeq, a predicted model, not a curated record
UUUCAACCACGCCCUUCUGAAUGGCGUCUGUUGAUUCUACUUUUGCCCCUCAAUGGAAGUACGAUGUCUUCUUGAGUUUUAGAGGAGAAGACACUGGUAAAACUUUUACCGAUCAUCUCUAUACAGCUUUGGAUGAGAAUGGAUUUUAUGCCUUCAGAGACGAUGGAAAACAUGAGAAAGGGGAAGAAAUUGCGCCAGAAUUCUUGACAGCUAUUGAAGAAUCAAAGAUUUCCAUCCUUGUAUUUUCGAAGAACUAUGCUUCUUCGAGGUGGUGUUUAGAUGAGCUGGAAACCAUAAUUAAGUCUAUGAAAAAACCGGGUCGAAUGGUUAUGCCGGUGUUCUACCAUGUUGAUGCAUCAGAAGUGCGAGAUCAGAUCGGAAGUUGUGAAGUAUUUUUGAGUCAUGAAAGAGACGCCGAGGAGACGAAGGAGAAGGUGAAUAGAUGGAGGGCCGCCCUGAGGGAAGCAUCCAAUCUAGUGGGAUGGCCUCUUCACAAUCACAGGGGACAGAAGAAAUUCAAAAGAUACAGUUCAGCAGUAUAG